UCCAGUCCAGCUAUUGUAGUCGAGUUACGUAGAUACGAUCCACCUCGCCGUUCCCGGGCUCCCGGCGACGCGCAAGGCUGGCUGUUUCCUAGCGCAGCCCACCUUCUCAGCCGCCGCCCCCAAACGUUGUGCGGCUUGUGCCGGACCAACCGCCCAGCCCUAGUUCUCGGCGGCCGGCGAACCAGUUGCAACCACGCCGUCCGCACCAGCCGCAGCACACGCGCGCAUACCGGUCGCCGGAGUCCGUACGCACAGGCACUUCUCUCCUUGUUCUCGAAACCUAGACGCCUCGCUUCGUGCUCCUCGCUACCGGCCGCCGCUGCAGCAAGGAGAGGCCCACCGGCCUCACUCCCGCCUCCUGGUCUAGGUGCAGCAGUCUACUUGCCUGCUGCCGCUCCUCGACAGUCAUCGCUCCUGUGUGCUGUUGUCUUCCGAGGCCCGAGGCAUUAGCAGGUCGCCUCUCUUGUUGGUCGUCCAAUUGGAGAUGUCGGAAAUACAUGAGAAAGAUAAGGAAAUUGGCAAAGAGGAAGAUGAGGAAGAGGAAGAGUAUGUCUUGCUAGAGUUGGAUGAUUGUCUUUAUUCAGACAUAUCACCAGGUGCUCCAUUUGUACUCUCCGGUUUGGAUACACUGACUCCAACCAUGACAAUAGGUGAUGGUCUGAAGAUGGCUGGAGAAUACGAAGAAACUGUUGGCACAUGUUAUCUAUUCUCUGAAAGUGCUCAACCGAAACCUACUAGUGACGAGAUGACACCUUCUGAGGAAAACAAGGACAAAUCAGUCAGCAGCAGCAAGGAAGCUCAAUCGAAGGAGGUGAAGCAUCUUGCAAGCGUUCAAAAGAUCCUCAAAUUUCGGCCAACCAAUGUAGAUCCUCAGCAGCAUAGAGCAUACCUGCACAAGGACAAGGAAAUCUGAAACAAAACUUGUAGCUCCUUUUUUCUUCUUUGAUGCCUACAAUGUACAGUAAGGUAAUCCAUUGAUCUUCCAGACAGGAUUAUAUAUAUACUUGUUGAGUCCA
This is a messenger RNA of Phragmites australis (common reed), 1016 nucleotides long. RefSeq lists its product as uncharacterized. The record is from RefSeq and is a predicted model, not a curated record. The transcript has 5 exons. Gene Ontology annotation, biological process: transcription by RNA polymerase III. The coding region runs from base 485 to 913 and encodes 142 amino acids. NCBI's taxonomy places the organism in Eukaryota, Viridiplantae, Streptophyta, Magnoliopsida, Poales, Poaceae. Gene Ontology annotation, cellular component: transcription factor TFIIIC complex.